GCGAAUCGGCAAGGCCCCUUCCUCCUGAUGCGCCACUGAUAAAUUUUCAUCAGAAGGUCACCGAAGAUGGUCUGUGGAGGCUCCGAGAAUCCUGUAGGCUUUACUCAUCUAUCUAUCCUUAUACGCUUUCAGUUUCUAUAGUCCUCGAUCAUUUAUUUAUCGUGUGGUUCUCACAGACUCGUGUUAGAAACAAUGAGUUUACGGAAUAACGUACGUUAAAGGCUUGAUACUUCGUCUAUAGACAGGGGUUUCAGUGUUCCGUGGAAGUAGCACGACUGCUUCGACAUUUUCUUGGAGUCGACUCGUCCCUAUUGUAUCAGCCUCGUGGGCUCUUGCGCGCCCUGAACCUCUCUUACGAAGAGCAAGCGGCGUGAUGGCGUUCAGAGUUCGCCUCUUUUCGUAAUACAUCCGGAUGCUGCCGUCGUGAGUUGCGAUAAUGACUCCUUUCCGGCAUCCAUACUUUAGGGCGAUCUUCCACACGCAUACACAUGCUCUGCGCUCGUCAGUGCCGCAAUUCGUACCUCGACGAAGCAACAGAGAUGCUUCUUUCUGCCCUGUAUCGUUCUUGUUGCAUUGCAAACAGUUUAUGUUCCGCGAAAGUUUGUUUACCGUUUUGGCAGUCGUAGGAUCGACGGAGGCCUGAUCUGCAUUUUUGGGAUGGGCUGUAGUGCAACAUUUCCUUGAAACAAACAGCACCUUUCUAGCUCAUGAAUUCGUGCACCAAGUGGCAAUUACCAUAGCAACUGUCUGACAAAAUCUCCGCUGCUCGGCUUAAUAUCGUUAUACUUGUCGCUGUCUAUUGUCUUAGGUAUUGUGACCAGCUUUAUUGUCCUCUUCAUACGCCGAACAGACCAGACAAGCAGAAACGUGCAGUGCACCCUGGCUUUCGCCAUAGUCAUGCUUGUAUAAAUCUGUCGGUGGGGAGAUCUGGGGUCGAUAGUCAUAGGCCAUGUGUCGGUCAAGAUACCGAAGGCGAGGAAGAGCGAGUGGAACACAGCGCAAGGCUAGGACAAUAGUGGUCAAGUUCACUUUGAACAUAUAAGUCCUACUACUAUAUCCGCGAUAUCCUUCACUGUGGUCCCCUCUCCUCGCAGGAUGUGGUCCGAAUUUCCUCUCGGGCCUAUUGCUGCCUAUCAUGCGACGGGAAACGAAGAAAGCGACUUGUCUGACCUUAGGGUUGAGCUGCCUUCUUACGACACUCCAGGUCCAUCGAGGCCGUACAGGCAUGCAUCUCGAGAACGGCAGCUCCACGAAUUCUCGUUAGAAAAUGCUGACAAACAUCAAUGGGCGACAGUACGAUUUCAAAGUUGGGCACCAUCCGCCAGGAGCCUCCCGAUAUUUUUUGAGGAUCAGGACAUUACAGGCCAGGUGGACCUGGAUUUGCGGCAGCCAGAGAGUAUAAAAAGCAUCGAAGUUUCUAUUAAAGGGAUUGUGCGAGCUGGCCACAGCGAAACAAACUUCUUUCACAUUUCAGAGACGCUAUGGAAGAAUUCGUUUGGGGACCCUAGAUCUUCAGAUGAACAAGGUCGCGCAAAGCACACUGGAAAGCUGAUUGGGGUGUAUUCCUGGUCCUUCUCAAUACGUUUACCACAUGAGAUUCCAAUCGAGCCGAAACUCGCUAAAGAAUUAAAACUUAAUCGCAUUGAACAUCUGCCGCCGAGUUUACAUGGCUUGGGGUGGAACUCUUUAAUUAAUUAUCGUCUUACGGUGAACAUCAGAAAGCAGGGCAUUUUUAGAUCAGUUAAUUCGAUCUCAACUCUCAUAGGAUAUACACCGACCACACGACCCGAUCCACCUUCUACUGCUCGUCGCAGAGCAUAUAGGGAAAGAACACCUAUUCCUGGACCGAUAUUCGAUCCGAGCGGAUGGCUCAUAUUGCGAGACAUCAGAUUGACUGGAAUUCUCUUCAAGCAACGCGAGGUUACUGUCACGUAUACGCUUGCACUAGCUACACCUCUUGCAUACACUCGCGGAACUGUAAUCCCUUGCCACCUCACCGUCAGGUCAUCCGAUAGGCAGGCCCUUGACCUUCUAGCCAGUCCCUCAGCGCCGCGGGUGACCUUGCGUCGUAAGCUCACGGCACGUAAGGUACUGAUGCCGACAGAAAGGGUUGACCUUACUGCGCUUGAGAAGGACGAUGCCCGACCUCUCGCGAAGGCAAUAUGGGCGCCAAGUGAGCGCAGUGGAAAUGAAUGUCGUCUGAUGGGGGAGUUGAGCAUUCCCGCUGGUUGUCCGCCGAGCUUCAAAUUCGGUGAACUCAAUUUAGAGUAUUUCGUGGACAUUCAUACACCUUGUCCACCUGGAUUCCAGCCGUCGGGUGACCACCUUCUCAAUAGCACCCCAGUGCAGGUAGUCUCUGCAUAUGCAGAAGGAAGCUCCCGCCCCCGCGCAUACAUCACACCUGCGCACGACGCGUCACGACGUGUAGCGCAAGCCGAUGCGCUGGCAGGGAAUUUGGCUGCCUUGUCUCUUGAAAGGACGGCCUCUGAGUCGGAAUCUCACAGGACCGGAUUUACUUCUCGACCGGGCACGAGUUCGGGUGCGCCAACUGGGUCGUUGGCGCGAUUUGAUACGCAAGGCGAAGUACAGGACGUCAUUCGUUCGGUAUCUCCAAUUUUACCGGCCGGUAGGAGACUAAAUCGACGGUUUAGUGCACUCUGAAAUAUUUACCAAUGACAACUUGUUAUUCGAUGUCGUGGUUGCUUUCAUUUUCUAUCGUUCGUUCAGGAUUAAAAUAUCUAUUUAUGUAUUUAUGUAUUUAUGUAUUUAUGUAUUUAUGUAUCUGUGAACUGUAACCGCCCAAUGGCGGAGUUAAUUAUACUCGC
Molecule: messenger RNA, 2825 nt
Organism: Fomitiporia mediterranea MF3/22
Lineage: Eukaryota; Fungi; Basidiomycota; Agaricomycetes; Hymenochaetales; Hymenochaetaceae
Exons: 6
Coding region: 1096-2661 (521 amino acids)
Source: RefSeq, a predicted model, not a curated record